AUGCAUCUAAUCAGAGAGCUUCUACUUGCAGGUGAGGAAAUUGCAAGAAGCAACAGCAGAGAAAGGAAUGGAAAAUGCUACAGCUACGUAUGUGACAGCACUUGCAAGAGACCAACCCGAACUGAGAAAACAUGUGAACAUGUACCACCACCAGCAGAACCAACCACUCCACCCACAGAAACAGUGUGUGCCUGUCAUCACCAAGGAAAAGCAUAUAGGGCAGGUGAGGAAAUAGCAAGAAGUGACAGCAGAGAGAAGGAUGGAAAAUGCUACCGCUAUGUAUGUGACAGCACUUGCAAGAAAACAAAGCGAAUUGAGAAAGCAUGUGAACCACCAACAAAAAUAACCACUCCACCCACAAUCAAAGAAUGUGCCUGUCAUCACGAAGGAAGAGCCUAUCUGCCAGGUGAGGAAAUUGCAAGAAGCAACAGCAGAGAAAGGGAUGGAAAAUGCUACAGCUACGUAUGUGACAGCACUUGCAAGAGACCAACCCGAACUGAGAAAACAUGUGAACAUGUACCACCACCAGCAGAACCAACCACUCCACCCACAGAAACAGUGUGUGCCUGUCAUCACCAAGGAAAAGCAUAUAGGGCAGGUGAGGAAAUAGCAAGAAGUGACAGCAGAGAGAAGGAUGGAAAAUGCUACCGCUAUGUAUGUGACAGCACUUGCAAGAAAACAAAGCGAAUUGAGAAAGCAUGUGAACCACCAACAAAAAUAACCACUCCACCCACAAUCAAAGAAUGUGCCUGUCAUCACGAAGGAAGAGCCUAUCUGCCAGGUGAGGAAAUUGCAAGAAGCAACAGCAGAGAAAGGGAUGGAAAAUGCUACAGCUACGUAUGUGACAGCACUUGCAAGAGACCAACCCGAACUGAGAAAACAUGUGAACAUGUACCACCACCAGCAGAACCAACCACUCCACCCACAGAAACAGUGUGUGCCUGUCAUCACCAAGGAAAAGCAUAUAGGGCAGGUGAGGAAAUAGCAAGAAGUGACAGCAGAGAGAAGGAUGGAAAAUGCUACCGCUAUGUAUGUGACAGCACUUGCAAGAAAACAAAGCGAAUUGAGAAAGCAUGUGAACCACCAAGUAAGUACUUACCACUAAACAAGAGACAAGUUAACACAGAGGGAGAUUUCAAGAUACUCAUAUAGCAGGGCUCAGAAGAAAUGAUUAAAUGGGCAGUAUUUGAGAGGGAGAAUAUUCAUAUUCCCCUUCACCUAGGUUUAUUAAAAAGGAGAAAGGUUGAUUUUAUUUAGCACCAAACAUGAUUUCAUAUGCUGUUAGCCUGUUAGCAAUGUCUGUUGCAUUUCUCAUUUAUUCUAACAGCAAAAAUAACCAC
Messenger RNA from Xenopus laevis (African clawed frog), 1340 nucleotides. RefSeq lists its product as uncharacterized. The transcript has 11 exons. The record is from RefSeq and is a predicted model, not a curated record. Lineage: Eukaryota; Metazoa; Chordata; Amphibia; Anura; Pipidae. Bases 1 to 1152 code for a protein of 383 amino acids.